Danaus plexippus (monarch butterfly) is the source of this 1634-nucleotide messenger RNA. Its product is annotated as protein anon-37Cs-like. Lineage: Eukaryota; Metazoa; Arthropoda; Insecta; Lepidoptera; Nymphalidae. The coding region runs from base 27 to 1634 and encodes 535 amino acids. The record is from RefSeq and is a predicted model, not a curated record. Gene Ontology annotation, molecular function: polyamine oxidase activity. The transcript is spliced from 3 exons.
AAUAAGCAGCAAUUUCUUUAUAACCUAUGAAAAUUUUAAGUGUUACAUAUCUUUUUAGAUCUUCGAAACCAUGGCGGCGGAUACAGAUAAAAUGGCUGUCGGACAAACCGGAUAUGCUGUACGACUGUGGGCCAGAUUUACGUGACAGGGGCGUGUGUGGAAUAGAUCCAUUCGAUCCGAACAAAUGUUUCCAAGAACCACGCGUGGUCAUCAUAGGAGCGGGUAUGGCCGGACUCUCUGCCGCCUCAAGACUAUCACAACGUGGCAUCAAUAAUCUUGUUGUGCUUGAAGCUUAUGAAAGACCAGGAGGCCGCAUUCACUCUUGUUGGUUGGGAGAUGUUGUUGCUGAGCUCGGCGCUGAUUUGGCAAAUAGUGAUUAUUUUACUCAUCCUGUAUACAACCUCUCUGCCGCAGAAAAACCUCCCCGUCCUGGUGUACCGGGUUCAGAACAUACACGUGGACUGUUUAAUAGUAUUGUUACAAAAAAAGUGCCAUAUCCACCAACCGUAUCUGCAUAUUAUAAAUUUCGCCAAAUUGAAGAAGAAGCUAGUAAUAUUUUUUGCCUUGGAGGAAGCAAACAGCAUGGAUCAUUAAUUAAUUUUAUGAGUAUAAGAAUUCAACAGGAACUUCAUGAAUAUCCAGAAGAACAGCAACAUGAUGCGGCUCGAAUAAUGUUUGGACUUACCCAUAUGAUGAAUGCUCGUUGUGGUGACGAUACGGCAAUGCUUUGUGCGGAUCACACUGGCUGUUUUAUGAACAUGCCAGGAGGAGAUGUGCGGGUGCCGUUGGGGACAAUAGGCACGCUUGCACCACUGUUACGUCAAAUACCUGAAGGUGCAAUACGGUACUGUAAACCCGUGAACUGUGUAUAUUGGGGAACUUGCAUCAAAUCAGGAUAUCGAUCUACAGUUUGUACAACUGAUGGAGAUGAAUUCCCUGCAGAUUAUGUUAUUAUUACACCUUCUAUUGGAGUUCUCUAUUCAAAUUCAACAAGACUUUUUUGCCCAUCACUCCCCGCUUCUAAAAUAGACGCUCUCAGAUGCUUCGGAUUCGGGUACUGUAAUAAAAUUUAUUUAGAGUAUUGCCGUCCAUUUUGGUUUUGGCAUAAUGGAAGCUUAGAUUUUGAUUACACUUAUGAAACUUUAUCUCAUCGUAAUGAUUGGACACGAGGUAUUACAGCAAUACGUGUGGUGCCAAAUAGUAAACAUGUAAUAAGCGUUCUUGUAUUUGGUAAAGAAGCGUUGACACUAGAGGGACUUUGCGAUAAAGACGUCGCAGAAGGAGUUACUGACCUUUUAAAAACAUCGACGGGGAAUCGUUAUAUUCCCUAUCCGAUUACAAUUUUGCGAUCUCAUUGGGUUUCUGAUCCAUAUUUUCAAGGUGUGUUUUCUUAUGAAGGGAAGUGUACAGAUGGAGAAGCACAAAGGGCUUUGGCGUGUCCUUUACCCGGUCCCAGUGAAUCAAUUCCACCUAUUCUUCUAUUUGCCGGAGAAGCAACUGUUCCAGCACAUUAUGGCACAAUUGAUGGUGCCAGAAUAAGUGGAGUAAGGGAAGCGGAACGAAUUGUACAAUUAACAAAGCAAUUCGGAGGACCACCUCUGCCAACUUCAAUAAAUCCCGUGUGUUGUGGCUGA